Molecule: messenger RNA, 1923 nt
Organism: Aspergillus homomorphus CBS 101889
Lineage: Eukaryota; Fungi; Ascomycota; Eurotiomycetes; Eurotiales; Aspergillaceae
Product: glucose-6-phosphate isomerase
Exons: 3
Coding region: 169-1830 (553 amino acids)
Biological process (GO): glucose 6-phosphate metabolic process; gluconeogenesis; glycolytic process
Cellular component (GO): cytosol
Molecular function (GO): monosaccharide binding; glucose-6-phosphate isomerase activity; carbohydrate derivative binding
Source: RefSeq, a predicted model, not a curated record
UUGACGACAUCUUAGCUCCCUCUCUGUUGUCAUCUGUCCGCGUUUCCCGUUGUCUUUCUUCUCUCUCUUCCCUCUUCUUCUUCUUCUUCUUCUUCUUCAGCUUCAUUCCCGUUUCGUACUUCCUUCAUCGCCUCCUUCCCUAUCUUCUACCAUACAGCUCUCAUCACCAUGCCUAGCUUCUCUCAAGCCACCGAGCUCUCCGCCUGGAAGGAGCUUCAGGACCACCACAACACCGUGGGUCGUAACAUUGUCCUGAAGGAAUGCUUCCAAAAGGAUCCCCAGCGCUUCGAGAAGUUCAGCCGCACCUUCAACAACACUGUCGACAACACCGACAUUCUCUUCGACUUCUCCAAGAACUUCCUUACUGAGGAGACCCUGGCCCUCCUGGUCAAGCUGGCCAAGGAAGCCAACAUUGAGGAGCUGCGUGAUGCUAUGUUCAAGGGUGAGCACAUCAACUUCACUGAGGAUCGCGCUGUCUAUCACGCGGCUCUGCGCAACGUCUCCAAUGAGCCCAUGCAAGUAGAUGGCAAGAGCGUUGUCGAGGACACCAACGCUGUGCUUGAGCACAUGAAGGAGUUCUCUGAGCAGGUUCGUAGCGGCGAGUGGAAGGGUUACACUGGCAAGAAGAUCAACACCAUCAUCAACAUCGGUAUCGGUGGUUCGGAUCUCGGUCCUGUCAUGGUGACCGAGGCCUUGAAGCCUUAUGGUGCUGCUGACAUGAAGCUGCACUUCGUCUCCAACAUUGACGGAACUCACAUUGCUGAGGCCCUCAAGAACUCUGACCCUGAGACCACUCUGUUCCUGAUUGCCUCCAAGACCUUCACUACAGCCGAGACCACUACCAACGCCAACACUGCAAAGACGUGGUUCCUUGAGACCGCCAAGGAAGAUGCUCACAUCGCCAAGCACUUCGUUGCGCUCUCCACCAACGAGGCUGAAGUCACCAAGUUCGGUAUUGACAAGAAGAACAUGUUUGGUUUCGAAUCGUGGGUGGGUGGCCGCUACUCCGUCUGGAGUGCCAUCGGUUUGUCCGUUGCUAUCUACAUUGGUUUCGACAACUUCCACCAGUUCUUGGCAGGUGCUCACGCCAUGGACAAGCACUUCCGCGAGACUCCCCUGGAGCAGAACAUUCCCGUCCUCGGUGGUCUGUUGAGCGUGUGGUACAGUGACUUCUUCGGUGCCCAGACCCACCUGGUUGCUCCCUUCGACCAGUACCUGCACCGCUUCCCGGCCUACCUGCAGCAACUCUCCAUGGAGAGCAACGGUAAGGCCAUUACCCGCACGGGCGAGUACGUUAAGUACACCACCGGCCCCAUCCUCUUUGGUGAGCCGGCCACCAACGCCCAACACAGCUUCUUCCAGCUGCUGCACCAGGGCACCAAGCUCAUUCCCUCGGACUUCAUCAUGGCUGCCGAGUCGCACAACCCCGUCGAGGGUGGUAAGCACCAACGCAUGCUUGCGUCCAACUUCCUUGCGCAGUCCGAGGCUCUCAUGGUUGGUAAGACCCCCGAGGAGGUUAAGACCGAGGGUGCCCCCGAGAACUUGGUGCCCCACAAGACCUUCCUGGGCAACCGUCCCACCACCUCGAUCCUGGCCCAGAAGAUCACUCCCUCCACUCUGGGUGCAUUGAUCACCUACUACGAGCACGUCACCUUCACUGAAGGUGCCAUCUGGAACAUCAACUCCUUCGACCAGUGGGGAGUCGAGUUGGGCAAGGUCUUGGCCAAGAAAAUUCAGCAGGAGCUGGAGACCGACGGCGCCGGUGCUGGCCACGAUGCUUCGACCAGCGGACUGCUGCUUGCUUUCAAGAAAAAGGCCAAUCUGGCAUAAAUGAAUAUCUUGGAUGCAGUUGGAUGGAUAUGCUUAGAGGACAAAAACAAGUUGUACAUGUUCAUGAAGCUAUGAGUGACAUUUUAAUUUAAU